AUGAUAUUUGAAAGUGACCAGGAUUAUUUACUAUCGAAAGAGGACCGUACACAACGUCAGAUGAAGGCGAUGGCUGUCUGGUGCAAUAUGAUACUCAGAUCUCAGUACGAACAUGAGGAACUUGACAUAGGCAGUACUAUGAAUGCACUGCAAACAACACUACUUCGUCUUUUUCUGUCCUUCCAUCCGGCUUGGCUUCAUCUUGGUUUAGAGACUAUUUUUCAAACGGAAAUCAAAGUGGGUGAUGGUGAACCAUUUGCUCAAGUCAUUAGUCGGUUCAUAGUGAAAAAUUUGUUCUCGGACUCGAAGAUCAUGAAGAACAAAAAAUUUGCCUAUGGUGGCGGAAAACCAAUUAUAACUGACGCCGGUCGAGAAGCUUUACAUUCACAUUUCUUGUUGUAUACAUCGUUAUUUUGUUAUUUCGUUGAAUCAGCGAAGGCAGCUGCAAUAAUUAAGCAUAACCCUGGAAUGUUUUCGAAGCGCUCUACAUUUAAGUGUAUGGAAGAUGUGUUUUCCGAGUUAAGUCGGGAAGUGUUAUCAGGAAGCGGAACUCCACUUAAUAAAGCUUUUGCAAAAAUAGUUUGUAUUAGCUCAACUCUGUUCUCUCUCCAGACUUUCUUAGACGACUACCCCUAUUCUGUGAGAGAAUUCGGAGACCUUACAGACGGAGUAAUACUUGGAAAAACUAUCGAGCUUGUUACUGAAUGCCCUCCGGGAAGCGUAAUUAAUCGUUUGCGUGAUCCUCGCGGUGAUCGGCUAAGGAAAAUCGGGAACGUCAAGAUUUGCCUUCAUGCUGCAUCUGACCGAGGACUAGACGUUCAAGCUGUGAAGCCCGAGGCACUGGUUUCCGGAAACAGUGACGCUAUUCUGGAGGUUUUGUGGAAGCUUGUUGGGAUUUAUAUAUGCACAAAGGAGGAUCCUACUCUGAGACGCGCGCCUUUGACAUUUCCAAAGUUCUACGGCGAGAAAUUUGCACCGAUUUCUGGAAAGGUUACCUCAGAAGGGCUCGUUCUUCAGUUGUGGAGAGAGAUCGGUCAUGAGUUGGGAAUUAAGGUCGACUCGCUUAGUGAUCUCCGUGACGGUAUGGUUUUUGCCGGUGCAUGGCGUAUGUACAAUGCUAACGCUCCUGAUAUUCGUCUAUAUCCUGGUGACUCUUUGUUAUUGAAAGUUGCCAACGCGGCUGAAUCGAAUCUUGAUGUGCCUUGGGGUUUACACUACUGUAUAGGACUGUUCGCUCAUAUCUAUUUAUCGCGUCUUUGUUCGAUACGUGAACUGCAUAAUGCUGCAUUACGCAUCCAAAGAGCGUAUAGAUCUUACAAACUAUUCAAAGCAAUACGGUUAUGGAAGCUACGACGUGCAGCUGUGGAUGUGCAUGAUAUUGGCAACCAGAUCCAAAAAGAUACCUUCAUUUUGGCCCCGAGAGUGGAAAGAAGUUCAAUUUUUGAAACUCCUAAACCGCUUGUUGCUGUUCAUGAUGAUCCUGACAUACUAUCCGCUAGUUUGAGAAAUGAACUGGGAGAAAUUCAGCAUGGGGGACAUAUUCUGGACCUAUCGAAUGUAUGUCAUACUGAAGAAGUAUUCUGUACAUCAGUAAAUGUUAGCCUCCAGCCUAAUUCGCGAGCUCAUCACACCAAGAACUGUUUAACGCCUUAUGCUGAGCAAGUUGGUUUUGAGCGUGCUGUUAUGCUGAUUCAGAGAGCUUUUCGUCAUUACUGUCAUCGUAAGCAAAUGCGUGAGGCACGACUGAGAGAAUGGGCUAUGAGGGAAAAAGCUGCUACUAGCAUUCAGAGAGCUUUUCGUUAUUACUCUCAUCGUAAGCAAAUGCGUGAGGCACGACUGAGAGAAUGGGCUAUUAGGGAAAAAGCUGCUACUAGCAUUCAGAGAGCUUUUCGUCAUUACUCUCAUCGUAAGCAAAUGCGUGAGGCACGACUGAGAGAAUGGGCUAUUAGGGAAAAAGCUGCUACUAGCAUUCAGAGAGCUUUUCGUCAUUACUCUCAUCGUAAGCAAAUGCGUGAGGCACGACUGAGAGAAUGCGCUAUUAGGGAAAAAGCUGCUACUAGCAUUCAGGGAGCUUUUCGUCAUUACUGUCAUCGUAAGCAAAUGCGUGAGGAACGAGUGAUAGAAUGGACUGUGAAGGGAAAAGCUGCUACUAACAUUGAGGAUAAGUUUAGUGACUUAAGGCAAGUUCUUGAGUUGCAGUAUAAUGUACGUCAGAAUGAACGUCUGCAAAAGUUCUGCUCGAAAGUAUUGAAGGUUUGCGGACGUAAACUGUCGGAAUACUCCGAAAGUAAGGAAAGUAUAACUGAAGAACAGGUAGAACCUCAUUGCUGUGUGCCUUCGAUUCGUGAUCAAACUACAGCUGCUAUUAAAAUUCAGGCAUGGUUCAGGGGAUAUCGUGAACGAGCUCGCCUGCGCGUACAUUUGCAAAAGAGACGUUCAUUUAUGGCUGCCUAUAGGGGAAAUAUCGCUGCUGAGCAACCCAGCGCUAUUGUUGAUAAUGCAGCCCUGAGUUCACGUCCUGUGUUGGCUAAAAUGCACGAUGCCGUCGACAUGCUUUUCGACUCAAAGAUGUACAUUUCGAAAGUGGGAGCGUUCAUUCUUAACCGAUUGUCAGCUCUUUCGCCCCAUUUGUGUGCAUAUAUGGUAGUGAAUGCACAAGGUCUAGCGGCCAUACUGGAUAUCUUGGAACAGAAAACAAUUGGUCGUGGUCCCCCCACCGCUAACAUUCUUGCCAUACUUCAAGCAUGUAAACAUCCAGUGGUUGUAACCGAAGUUGAUGCCCAGUUAGAAGACUGCAUAAAAGCAGCGUUACACACAUUUCAUGCGUUUUACACUGAUGCAGUAAUCGUCGAUGGUUUCGGACGCGCUAUUUUGGCUCUAUAUCGUCGACCUGGCGCAAAAAACUAUUUAGCGAAAGCAUCAUUCUACCUCGACUAUGCUACACGGAGAUUUAAUCGACUGGCCCAAACUGAUCCGCGGAAGGCAAUUUUGCUACGGAUGAAAGAAGAAAUGUCUCUUUGA
Angiostrongylus costaricensis is the source of this 3021-nucleotide messenger RNA. The record is from the annotation of a GenBank genome assembly. Lineage: Eukaryota; Metazoa; Nematoda; Chromadorea; Rhabditida; Metastrongylidae.